Bactrocera tryoni is the source of this 1494-nucleotide messenger RNA. RefSeq names its product alpha-(1,3)-fucosyltransferase C-like. Lineage: Eukaryota; Metazoa; Arthropoda; Insecta; Diptera; Tephritidae. The record is from RefSeq and is a predicted model, not a curated record. Gene Ontology annotation, molecular function: alpha-(1->3)-fucosyltransferase activity. Bases 255 to 1460 code for a protein of 401 amino acids. Gene Ontology annotation, cellular component: membrane. The transcript has 3 exons.
UACAUACAUAUGUAGUCUCAUACAGGCGUGCCAAUAACCAAUAAGGGGUUACUACCUGAUAACUUUACCAAUAUUGGAAUCUGUGAUAAGCGUUUCUAUCGGUGGUCUUUAGUUCUCAUUGUCGCGCACAGAAAUUGGGUUUAGACAUACCAAUCGUGUUACACAGUGCAAAACCGGUCAAUUAAAGAAUUUCAAAAAACAAAAAUCCUACAGUUACAUAUGUGCUACGUAUAUAUAUCUACAAAGUGGGCGUGAUGUCCUUCAACACAUCCAAGCAAAUGUACAGUAAUACGCGCUGCCUGAAGUUGGCUUUGCGCACCAUCAUCUGCAUCAUAUUUUUACUAACGCUCAUCAUUUUGGUGAUCUUCACGCGCAACAAUGCACGAAAUACAGCCCUGCGCAUGUCGAAGUUGCCGGCGCCGCAAGGCAGUGUUGUACUCUUCUGGAAUGGCUUCUUCGAUGACAAGCGCUGGACCUUACCGGCGGACACGCUGCAUGCGCAGUGUCCACAAGUCAAUUGCAUUUUCACCAAUCAACAUGACUUUUUGCCCGCCAUUGUCGAUUAUGCAGCGAUCGUCUUUCAUACGGCACGUAAAUUUCCGCUUUUCAACGGCACACCAACACAACGUGCGCCCAAUCAAUCGUAUGUCUUCGCACAACUGGAAUCGCCUGAGCACACCUGGCACAAUUUCCAGGCCGAGAGGAAUUUCUAUAAUCUCACGUUGAGUUAUCGCCUCGACUCCGACGUGGUGUGGAGUUAUAAUGUGGUAAGGACGAUUGAAACGCGACAAGUUAUUGCGCCCGCGCUAGAUCCCAUAUGGCCAGCGGUGGAGGUGGCGUGGACCCAAAACGAUGCGGAUUUGUUAUUGUUAAUUGAAGGAAAGCGUAAAAUGGCCGCUUGGUUUGUGUCCAACUGUAAGGUGGCCUCGAGGCGGGAGCGCUUAGUGAAGGCGCUGCAGGCGCACGUGCAAGUGGAUGUGUAUGGCAAAUGUGGGACCUUGAGAUGCGAACGCUUCAACAGCAGUUGCCAUGAGUUGCUCGACAAAGAUUAUAAAUUCUAUUUGAGUUUUGAGAAUUCGCUUUGCAAGGAUUAUGUAACGGAAAAGUUUUUUAACGCGCUGCAGCGACACAUUGUGCCCGUGGUCUACGGAGGUGCAAAUUAUACGCGUUUCGCGCCACCGCACUCAUACAUUGAUGCGCAGGACUUCAAAAACGCCUCAUCACUGGCUGCAUACCUCAACUACUUGAGUGAGCAUCCCUACGAGUAUGCCAAGUACUUUUGGUGGCGUCGCUAUUACAGGGUCGAGGCUAAUGAAGGCGGCCUCCAAAUGCUACCAUAUUGCGAGUUAUGUGAGCGUAUUCACUCAAAACCCACCGUUAGACGUACUCAAGUCUAUGAAGAUAUAAAUGCAUUUUGGAACGAUAAAGUAUGCACGAAAAAGGCUCGGAUAGAUUUUUAAGUUGAAAUAUGUCGAUUAUUUAUUGUUUGUAAUU